AUGGAUAUUUGUGACUUGCCCGAAAAGGCUGGUUGUGUUAUAAAUAAUGGAAAUCCAGGAAACAAUAGCGAAAAUGGUAAAGAAGGUGAAGAAAUCGGCAACGAUAUUGUUUUUGAUGGUGAAAAUGAAAGCAUUUAUGAAGGAGUUGGAAAUUUUGUAACAAAUAUAAGUGGUGAUAUUCAAAAUGGAGGUGGAAUAGUUGAAGCUAUAGGCUUAGGACAACGCAGUGGCAAAAGAUCCUUGUUACCGAAUGGUUGUCCGUCUUAUCAUAUACACUACCUUCUUCCUCAUGAAAACGACUGCACAAAAUUCUAUUACUGUGUUUAUGGAGAAAAAGUUUUGAGGCAAUGUGCCCUAGGAUUACAUUUUAAUCCUACCACUGAGAAUUGCGAUUGGCCCCAAGAUGCAAAAUGUACUCUAACUGGAAGUGAAGGUUCAAAUGGAAACGAUAAUUACGGUAAUAACGAAGACACCAGUAUGAAACUAGAAAUCGGUAGUGAUAAUACAGCCUGGCUAGAGAAUGGUUGCCCUGCUAGUAUUCACAUCCACCAUCUUCUUUCACACGAGAACGACUGUACGAAGUUCUAUUACUGUGUACGAGGAGAAAAAGUUAUGAGAGAAUGCGCUCCAGGAACUCAUUUUAACCCUAUCUUGCAGGUCUGUGACUGGCCACAAAAUGCCGGGUGUACUUCAAAUGGCGGAGGAAGCGGAGGGGAUAAUGGUGGGGGAGGAACAAACUGGUUACCAAAUGGUUGUCCCGCCAAUAUUCAUAUUCACCACCUUCUUCCACACGAAAGUGAUUGUACGAAGUUUUAUCACUGUGUACAUGGGCAAAAAGUUAUGAGAGAUUGCGCACCAGGAACACAUUUUAAUCCUACUUUGCAGGUUUGUGACUGGCCCCGAAAUGCUGCAUGUAUUUCAAAUAUAGGAAAUGGUGGCAAUGGAGGUGGCGAGGGAGGGAAUAUCGGCUCUGACGGCGGUAAUGGAGGGGAAAAUGAAGGAUCAGGAAGUAAUAACGGAGGAUCAGUAGGUGGUAAUGGUGAGGGAGAAACAACAUGGCUACCGAACGGAUGUCCCGCCAAUAUUCAUAUCCACCACCUUCUUCCUCACGAGAGCGACUGUACGAAGUUCUAUUACUGUGUUCGUGGAGAAAAAGUUAUGAGAGAAUGCGCUCCAGGAACUCAUUUCAAUCCAUUCUUGCAGGUCUGCGAUUGGCCUCAAAAUGCUGGGUGUACUGUUAAUGGAGGAAAUGGUGGCAAUGGCGAUAGUGGUAAUGGAGGAGAUAACGGAGGAUCAGGGGGUGGCAAUGACGGAGGAAGUAGUGGAGGAGAAAACGGAGGAUCAGGGGGUGGCAAUGGUGCAGGUGGUAACGGGGAAGGUAAUGGCGGAGGAGGAAUUACCUGGCUACCGAAUGGCUGUCCAAAUAUUCAUAUUCACCAUCUUCUUCCUCACGAGAGUGACUGCACAAAGUUCUACUACUGUGUUUAUGGACAAAAGGUUAUGAGGGAAUGUGCUCCUGGAACCCAUUUUAAUCCUUCUUUGCAGGUCUGCGAUUGGCCUAAAAAUGCCGGUUGCAGUUCAAAUGGUGGAAAUGGUGGCGGUGGAGGCAGUGGAGGAGAGAAUGGUGGAUCUGAAGGUGGGAACGGAGGAUCAGGAAGUGGUGAUGGAGGAGAAAAUGGAGGAUCUGGAGGUAGUAAUAGCGGGGGAGGAACAAACUGGCUACCGAACGGAUGCCCAUCAAAUAUUCAUAUCCACCACCUUCUUCCUCACGAAAAUGACUGUACAAAGUUUUAUUACUGUGUUCGUGGCGAAAAAGUUAUGAGGGAAUGCCCUUCUGGAACACAUUUUAACCCAACCGUGCAGGUCUGCGAUUGGCCUCAAAAUGCUGGAUGUACUGCAAAUAAAGAUGACGAUAAAGAAGGAGAGAAUGGAAAUGGCGAUGGAGGUAGCGAUAGCGGAUCAGAAGGUGGUAAUAAUAGUGGUGAUAACGGUGGAUCAGAAGGCGAUAAUAAUGGUGGUGAUAACGGCGGAUCAGAAGACGGUAAUAAUGGUGGCGAUAACGGUGGAUCAGAUGGUGGUAAUAAUGGUGGUGAAAACGGAGGAACAACAUGGUUACCAAAUGGUUGCCCCGCUGAUAUUCACAUUCAUCACCUUCUUCCUCACGAGAGCGAUUGCGCCAAGUUCUAUCACUGUGUACAUGGCGAAAAAGUUUUGAGAGACUGCGCACCGGGAACACAUUUCAACCCCAUACUACAGGUUUGUGAUUGGCCGGAUAAAGCUGGUUGCGAUAAAAAUGGAGCUGAUGAUAAACCUAAACCAAAUCCGAACGGCAACAAAUGUGAAAGCGGUUGUAAUAUUCUUCCGUGGGCACAUGAAACUGAAUGCUCCAAGUUUUGGGUCUGUGACGGCACUAAGCCUGUUUUAGGAACUUGCUCCGAAGGACUUCAUUUUAACCCUCAAACAUAUACAUGUGACUUUAUCUGCAAUGUACCUUGUACUAGAAAGAAUGUAAUGUCCUCCGUUCAGCCAGACGGUCUUAAAAUCUUCCUGCCAUGGAAUAAGGUUGAUCCUGAUUUCAUUAAACGGUAUUUAAAGAAGAGAAAACUAAUUUUCCUGGCUGCCCUGGCGUUAGCGCAGAGCAGACCACCAGGAGGAGAAUGGUACGAUGCGGAUGAGAAAUCUGUUAUCAUCUCAGACAAUUGCCCCGAUGCGAAAGAGCAUUUUCUAUUACCACAUGAAUACGACUGUACAAAGUUCUACUACUGUGAAUACGGUGUAAAAUGGACAACCCCUAGAAAUUGCGCACCCGGCACGCAUUUCUCUUUCGAACAACAGGUUUGCAUUCAUCCUAUAUUGGCAAACUGCACACUACCGGGAAGUUCUACCGUGAGUGUAGAUACUACUGCCACAGUUCCUAUUACGACAACUACAACUACAACAUCAGCGGCGCCAACAACCAUUUCAACCACAAAGACCACAACUCCGGCGUCAACAACUACUACUACAACUCCAGAGCCUACAACAACAACAACAACAACAAGCACUACAACAACGACUGAAGCUCCAACUACAACCACAACGACUCAAGAUCCAACUACAACUACAACGACUCAAGCUCCCACAACGACUCAAGAUCCAAGUACAACUACAACGACCCAAGCUCCCACAACGACUCAAGAUCCAACUACAACAACAACGACUCAAGCUCCCACAACGACUCAAGAUCCAACUACAACAACAACGACUCAGGCUCCCACAACGACUCAAGAUCCAACUACAACGACUCAAGCUCCCACAACGACUCAAGAUCCAACUUCAACUACAACGACUCAAGCUCCAACUACAACUACAACGACUUUAGCUCCAACUACAACUACAACGACUCAAGCUCCCACAACUACUCAAGAUCCAACUACAACUACAACGACCCAAGCUCCUACUACAACUACAACGACUCAAGAUCCAACUACAACUACAACGACUCAAGCUCCAACUACAACUACAACGACUCAAGCUCCAACUACAACUACAACGACUCAAGCUCCCACGACUCAAGCUCCAACUACAACUACAACGACUCUAGCUCCAACUACAACUACAACGACUCAAGCUCCCACAACGACUCAAGAUCCAACUACAACUACAACGACUCAUGCUCCCACAACGACCCAAGCUCCUACUACAACUACAACGACUCAAGCUCCUACAACGACUCAAGAUCCAACUACAACUACAACUACAACUACAACGACUCAAGAUCCAACUACAACUACAACGACUCAAGCUCCCACAACGACUCAAGAUCCAACUACAACUACAACGACUCAAGCUCCAACCACAACUACAACGACUCUAGCUCCAACUACAACUACAACGACUCAAUCUCCAACUACAACUACAACGACUCUAGCUCCAACUACAACUACAACGACUCAAGCUCCCACAACGACUCAAGAUCCAACUACAACUACAACGACUCAAGCUCCCUCAACGACUCAAGAUCCAACUACAACUACAACGACUCAAGCUCCCACAACGACUCAAGCUCCAACUACAACUACAACGACUCAAGCUCCAACUACAACUACAACGACUCUAGCUCCAACUACAACUACAACGACUCAAGCUCCCACAACGACUCAAGAUCCAACUACAACUACAACGACUCAAGCUCCCUCAACGACUACAACGACGCAGGCAUCAACUACAACUACCACGACUCAAGCUCCAACAACUACGACUACAACCCUUUCAUCAACAACAACAACUACACCAUCAACUCCGGAUUUGUUAGAAAAUGGAUGUCCCGCUGAUUUUCAUAUUCACAAAUUGCUGCCGCACGAGACAGAGUGCGACAAAUUCUACUACUGCGUGCACGGACAAAAGGUACAGAGAAGAUGCGCUCCUGGCACGUACUUCAGUUUCAAAGAACAAGUUUGUGUUUUCCCUUGGGAUUCCGAAUGCGUCAACAACGGUGGAGGAGGUGGUGGGGGAGGCGGAGGCGGAGGCGGAGGUGGAGGCGGAGGUGGUGGCGGAGGAGGUACCACUCUGCCAAACGGUUGUCCGGCUGAUUUUGACAUUCAUCAACUUCUUCCGCAUGAGAAUAAUUGUAGCAAGUUCUACUACUGCGUAUAUGGAGAAAAAGAAGAAAGGGAAUGUCCCCCUGAUACACAUUUUAACCCUGUGUUACAGGUAUGUGACUGGCCGGAGGACGCUGGCUGCAUUACAGGAGGUGGAGGAAACUUGUUACCAAACGGCUGCCCCGCCGACUUCGAUAUCCACCAGCUGUUACCUCAUGAUAAUUGCAGUAAAUUUUACUACUGCGUACACGGCGAAAAAGUAGAGAGAGAUUGUGCUCCUGGAACACAUUUCAAUCCCGUUGCACAGGUGUGUGACUGGCCCCACGCAGCGGGUUGUGUUGGCAGCGGAGGAGGUGGAGGCGGAGGAGGUGGAGGCGGAGGAGGUGGAGGCGGAGGAAGUGGAGGUGGAGGCGGAGGAGUGAAUGCGGAGAUGGAGGAGGCGCUGGAUGCGGAGGCGGUGAUGGCGGAGGCGGAGGAAAUGGAGGCGGAGGAAGUGGAGGUGGAGGAGGUGAUGGCGAUGGCGGUGGAGAUGGAGGAGGCGGCGGAGGAGGCGGAGGAGGCGGAGGAGAUGGAGAUGGAGGAGAAGGAGGAGGCGGUGGUGAAGGAGGCAUAG
Papilio machaon (common yellow swallowtail) is the source of this 5193-nucleotide messenger RNA. RefSeq lists its product as uncharacterized. Gene Ontology annotation, cellular component: extracellular region. The transcript has 16 exons. The record is from RefSeq and is a predicted model, not a curated record. Gene Ontology annotation, molecular function: chitin binding. Lineage: Eukaryota; Metazoa; Arthropoda; Insecta; Lepidoptera; Papilionidae. The coding region runs from base 1 to 5193 and encodes 1730 amino acids.